AUGGAACAAUAUCCGCCCGAAUCAACACCAAAUGGAAAUGAAAGUAAUACACAACAAGAAAUAACUGUAGAAAAUAAUCCACCGAGCCCUGUUUGUAUAGCUGCUAGUUCAUCCAGUGAGGACAUACCUCCUCCUAAAGCUGAUUAUUAUGCACCACCUCCUUAUGAGGUGGCCACAAAGGGCACCAAGUUGCCUACGUACGAAGAGGUGCAAAGGGAGAAAAACCUAGAGGAACAGGAAAAUGCUGUCCCAAUAAAUUCCCCAUCUACAAGGCCAUUACCAUUUCGUCCAGGGCAGCGAAUUAUAACUAUUGAUGCAGAAAAUCCAGAAGAUGUGGAUACAUCAUUAUUAGGAACAGAUUUUAUGUUUUACCUUGCGUUUUUUGUUGCCUUUAUUUUCAAUUGGAUAGGAUUUUUAUUGUUAAUGUGCUUUUGCCAUACAAUUGCAUCGAGGUAUGGAGCCUUGUCAGGUUUCGGAUUAUCGUUGGCAAAAUGGACAUUCAUUGUGCAGCAUUCAACUGAAUUGGCAUCUAAAGAUAAUAGCUGGUUGUGGUGGCUCAUCAUGACUUUUGGUCUCAUCAUUUGCAUCCGUGCAAUACUUCAGUAUUUGAGUAUAAAACGAGGUUGGCAUAUGCUUUCGGCAAGUCACCAAGAAAGACUUUUAUUUUUUUAUUAA
Psylliodes chrysocephalus is the source of this 675-nucleotide messenger RNA. NCBI's taxonomy places the organism in Eukaryota, Metazoa, Arthropoda, Insecta, Coleoptera, Chrysomelidae. The record is from the annotation of a GenBank genome assembly.